UACAAGAAACAUGGUACAGAAAGCAAAAAGAUAAUGACAAAUAAGGUUUAUAACACCAACUUAACUAUCCCAUGCUAUAUCCACCAUUUUUGCACGAUUAGAGAUCCACGGGUACGUCAUUGAUCAAAUCUCUUCAAAAACCAAAAUGGGGUACUGUGAGAUACAUUGUUGUGAGCAACGUCAAUCCUUGCCUUCCAAAGACUCCAUAUAGCGAUCAAGAUUAUUGCAUUUAUCAAUUUCCUCCAUUUUUUGUCUCCCGAAGAUUGGUUAUAAGUUGCAACUAGCGAGCUAGCUAGAUGGAUCCCAAAAGUGUAGACUUGGGUACUGACCAUGUCGUCAAUAUUAGUAUGAGCCAAGAGCAAGAUGUUAACAAUAAUCAUGACAUUUUGUCCAUGAGCCAGGAGUACGUGAUCUGUCUAGAAAAAGAAAUCAAUGACCUGAAUACCGCGACCCAGGAGCCUGAAACUAACGACGCGGAUGCAAAUACUUCCGUAGAGGCACCAACAUGCGAAAGAAAGGCUUGUAACAGUCUAACCAGUGAAGCGUAUAUGGAAUUUGGUGUUCCGUUGUAUGAAGCAGCAAUCACUGGGGAUUGGGAAGCUGCAAAGGUCCUCCUCGACAGACGUCCGGAGUUAGUACGGUUCGCUAUCACUCAACAUGGUGACACAAUGCUUCACGCUGCAGUAAGAGCUGAAGCUACCGAGCAGAGUGUAAGUUUCAUGGAAAAUCUAGUUGAAAUGAUGGAAAUUGAGGACUUGGAAAUUGAGAAUGACCGUGGCGAAUUGGCUUACGAGAUUGCAGCUAUAAAAGGAAAUAUUCAUAUGUUUAAGGUCAUAGUGAAUAAGCACAAAGACCUAUUGAGCAAAUUCCCUGAGAAAACUGAGGGGGCACUGCAUUUAAGUGCUAUAAAUGGACAUCAUGACAUGUCGUUGCAUUUCUAUAAUGUUGUUGAGGAGACGCCCCUUUGGUUUUGGGGAGACGGUGACCGGUGUAUUUUUUUCUUGAAUUGCCUUCAUGGUGGUUUGUUUGGUAUUGCAUUGAAAGUCUUGGAGGGCCACCCGAUUAUUGGUACUAGUUUCAAGACUUGUUUUACUGCACUAGAUCAUUUGGCUCGAAGGCCUGAUAGAGUUAAUAGAAUUGAAACUGAUACAUAUAUGAUUUGGAGAAUUGCGGAUUCAAUUCCUGCUUUCUUUCAUGUGAAGAAAAAGUCUCCCAAUGAAAGGGAUAAUCAAGCUUUGGAAUUAGUAAGACGCCUUUUGAAAUUGUAUCUCAUAUCCUUUCAACAUGAAGAUAUAGUCGGAAAUAUCGUAGCUUUGUACGAAUAUGGUGAUUUAGGAAUGGGUAUGAAUCCUUUUGGACUAUUAUUUACUGCCACAGAAAAGGACAACACCAGAUUUGUAAUUGAGCUGGUUAAGUUGUUUCCCAGUAUCAUAUACGAGACAAAAGAUGGUGGCAUAAGUAUAUUUCACAUUGCUAUUAAGCACCGGAACAAAGAUAUAUACAAUCUAUUGUACGAGACAGGCUUACACAAUGGUCCACUAGUUAACUGGGUAGAUAAUAAGCACAACAAUCUUCUUCAUUUAGUCGCGAUGACCUCAAACGAUAAAGCAAAACUUCAGACGGUCUCUGGAGCAUCUCUACUAAUGCAACGAGAGUUACUGUGGUAUAAGGAGAUAGAAAAGUUGGUGCCGCCUGGGUUUAGAAGUGCAAUGAACGAUGAUGGUAAAACGCCCUAUGAGUUAUUCUCAGAGAAUAAUCAAGAGUUAGUUUCCAAAGGCAUGAAAUGGACAAGAGAUUGCAUGGUGGUUGCCACUCUAAUAAUCACCGUAGCAUUUGCAGUUGCUUUCACAGUUCCUGGUGGCUACAACCAAGAGACUGGGAUUCCUAUCUUGGAUCAUGACACUAGUUUCUUGGUUUUCAUAAUAGCAGACGCAUUUUCCUUAUUCACUUCAUCAACUUCACUCCUAGUGUUCUUGUCUAUCCUUACAUCUCCUUAUGAUCAACGUGAUUUCUUGUAUGCAAUGCCUGGGAAGCUGAUGAUAGGUCUUGUGGCACUAUUUAUGUCUGUAGCGGCCAUGAUGGUCACCUUUGCUGCCAGCUUCUUUGUGAUUUACAAAAACACAUACAAAUGGCUACCAAUCCUUAUCAGUAUAUUUGCAGCUACACCGGUCAUCAUAUUUGCUGCAUUACAAUAUCCUUUUGUGAUGGAUAUGUAUCGUUCCAUGUUUGAUUCUAGGUACCUGUUUAAUACCAGGAAACGUGUACUUUACACCAAAAACAAGAGGUUGUAAAUGUUCAAUCUUCUCCUAGACAAGUGAAGUCAUUGUUUGAAGUGUGUUGGUAUCCACUUGGAUGUUGUUUUUGUUUAAUAAUGCAUAUUUUGACUUGGUUGUUA
This is a messenger RNA of Erigeron canadensis, 2395 nucleotides long. RefSeq lists its product as uncharacterized. Lineage: Eukaryota; Viridiplantae; Streptophyta; Magnoliopsida; Asterales; Asteraceae. The record is from RefSeq and is a predicted model, not a curated record. The coding region runs from base 297 to 2291 and encodes 664 amino acids. The transcript has 6 exons. Gene Ontology annotation, molecular function: protein binding.